Cladophialophora immunda is the source of this 810-nucleotide messenger RNA. RefSeq lists its product as uncharacterized. NCBI's taxonomy places the organism in Eukaryota, Fungi, Ascomycota, Eurotiomycetes, Chaetothyriales, Herpotrichiellaceae. The transcript has a single exon. The record is from RefSeq and is a predicted model, not a curated record. The coding region runs from base 37 to 810 and encodes 257 amino acids. Gene Ontology annotation, molecular function: protein binding.
GGACGACUUACUUCGUCUGAGGCAACUGCCAGAUAUAUGGCGCAUUCUUUCCCAUCGGCAAUUCUCGUCUCGUUCGAUGAGGACAGAACUAUUAAAAAGAAUGCAUCGGAACUAUCCAAACUGGCUGAACGCGGAGAAUUGAGAGCAGUCGAAGAACUGCUCGAUCAGGGCAUCAUGCCCACUGCUGAGGCUUUGUACCUCGCUGCAAACGAAGGCCAUUCUGAUGUGGUCCAGAUCCUAGCUGACGUUGUGGAUGAUAUCGAUGCUGCCGUAGGGUUUUGCGGAAAUGCGUUAUGCGCUGCCGCUGCUCGAUCACGCAAUCACGACUGUCUCAAAGUACUGCUCGAGAAAGGUGCCGAUGUCAAUUGGCUUGGUGGCCAUUACGGCUGCGCACUUCAAACGGCUACGGCAAACUACAGAUUAGACAACGUUAUAUUGCUGCUCAAACACGGCGCCGAUGUGAAUGCACAGUGCGGACACUAUGGUAACGUGAUGACAGCCGCAGCACGACAUGCCACUCACUUUAUUGAGAUGAGUAGAAUGUUCCUCGAACACGGUGCUGAUAUCAAUGCCCAGGGUCCAGGCGUGUAUGGUAAUCCACUGCAAACAGCUGUAUGGUUGAAGCACCAGGACUCUGUCCGGUUCUUAUUGCAUAAUGGUGCGAGUCCGACAAUGCAAGGGCGAUUUGGUUCGGCAAUGGAUAUUGCUGAAGGUAAUGCAUUUCGGAACACUUCUGACAAGGAUGCAGAAGAUAGGAUUAAAUGGCUGUUGAAUGGCGAAGUCUCUGCUGAGCUCGACGAAUCACGUUGA